Notolabrus celidotus (New Zealand spotty) is the source of this 2256-nucleotide messenger RNA. Its product is annotated as keratin, type I cytoskeletal 13-like. Gene Ontology annotation, molecular function: structural molecule activity. Lineage: Eukaryota; Metazoa; Chordata; Actinopteri; Labriformes; Labridae. The transcript has 8 exons. The record is from RefSeq and is a predicted model, not a curated record. Bases 329 to 1600 code for a protein of 423 amino acids.
AAAAAAAAGUGAAUUCUUUGCCAUCACAUAUCUUUAAUUAAAGGUGACAACUUGACAGCACAAACACUCCUACAUGACUUCACCUGAAAUGCGCUCUGACAGCCGUUAGACUAAAUGUCGGGGCAGUAAACCUGAAUGCCAACCCACCACGCCCGGUACUGUGAUGCUGGCGAGUCGCAUCUUUCCACCCACCUGUUCGGCCGCUCCCACCACCUGGAAGGAAGGUAUAAAGCGUCAUGCGAGCCUCUGAAACUCACCUCUUCCUCACCACUCGUUGGGUUUGACAGGUUCCAGUGCUCUCUGCACCUGAGUCAGAAGAAACGUCACCAUGGCCUAUCGCCCCAAUAUGUCUCUGUAUUCUAUGCCCACAAUGAGCGCCAGACGGGGUGGAAGCGUCUAUGGCGGAGCAGGUGGCAAAAACGUCAAGGUGUCCUACGCCUCCAACGGCAUUGACAUGUCAAUGUUUGGAGGUGGUGGUGGUGGUGGCGGCGGCAGUUUUUCCACUGCCGGCGGAGAGAAACAGACCAUGCAGAACCUCAAUGACCGCUUGGCCUCCUACCUGGAAAAGGUGCGCCUUCUAGAGGCCGCCAAUGCAACGCUGGAGAGUCAGAUCCGCGAGUGGUACUCCAACCAGACCCCCACCGUCAGGGACUACAGCAAGUAUGAGGCUAUCAUCGAGGACCUGCGCAGAAAGAUCAAUGCUGCCACACAGGACAAUGCCAGGCUGAUGCUGCAGAUCGACAAUGCCAGACUUGCAGCAGAGGACUUUAAGAUCAAGUAUGAAAAUGAGCUGGCAGUCCGUACUUCAGUGGAGGGAGACAUCCUUGGACUGCGCAAGGUCCUGGAUGACCUGACCAUGGCCAGGUCUGACCUGGAGAUGCAGGUGGAGGGUCUGAAGGAGGAGCUGGUCUACCUGAGGAAGAAUCAUGAAGAGGAACUUGCAGCCUUGCGUAGCCAAAGCAGCAACAAUGUGAACGUGGAGGUGGAUGCAAGGCCUCAGGAUGACCUGACCAAGACCCUGGAUGGCAUCAGAAGUCAGUACGAGGGUAUCGCAGAGAAGAACCGGAAGGAAAUGGAGGUCUGGUACAAGGUCAAGUUUGAUGAACUAAACAAGCAGAUUGGAACCAACACAGAGUCCCUCCAGUCCUCCAAAAGUGAGAUCAGCGAAUUGAGGAGGACCCUGCAGGCCCUGCAGAUCGAGCUGCAGUCCCAGCUCAGCCUGAAAUCUGCCUUGGAGGAACAGCUCGGAGAGACAGAGUCCCGCUACAGCCUGCAGCUCAGCCAGCUCCAGAACAUGGUCAACAGCCUGGAAAAUGAGCUCAGCCAGAUGCGGGCAGACAUCGAGAGGCAGUCCCAAGAAUACCAGAUGCUCCUCGACAUCAAGACCAGACUGGAGUUGGAGAUCGCUGAGUACAGAAGGCUGCUGGAUGGAGGGGAUGUGAAAAGUACAGUGACUACCACUUCUUACAGUAGAAAAGAAGAAGUCGUGAAACCUAAGCCAAUCAUAACCCAGAGGACGAGGGUGGUGAUUGAGGAGAUCGUUGAUGGACGAGUGGUGUCCAGCACAGUGGAUGAGGGCACAGAGAUCCGCAAAAAUUAGACAGACUGGAUCCUCAAAGAUCCAGAUUGAAAUAAAAAAAUAGCUUACAUAGGCCCUUCAAUUUUUUUCUCUGUUUCUGACGAACAUCUGAUGUUCCCUCUUUCUAAAGUUUGAGAUCAACCAGGGUGAAUAUGUUGUGCUGUUAUUCCCCUCAGGUCAAGUAUAAAAUAUUUAUUUCUCCAAGUAUUUAUAAGGUGCUCCUAAGUUGAAUUUUUGUCAUUAAACAAGAUAAAUUGUAUUUUUAAAUUUUUUAUAAAAUUAUAAUAUUCUGCCCCCAAAUUCAAUAAUAAAAAAAAACAAAACGUGUUUCUCCCCAAUUACCCAAGAAAACGGAAUGAAGUUAUACUGGCCCGACUUCCUCUUGAAAUACCACAUAUAGAAACUAGGUGGCACUGUGGGUCCUGUGUGAUAAGAAGAGAGAUGGGUCACAGAUACAAUACAAAGGUUUGGAAGAAUAUUUGUGAAUGUGUUCAUGGUGAUAUUUGCAUGUAAAAGGUUUUUUGUAGCUUUUUGCUGGAAGAAUCAUUGCAGUGGCAUUUUCUCCUGAUUAAAAACACACGUCUCAUAAGCCAUUUUGGGAUUUGCUGUGUAGGGGAUCAUUGGAUCUUUGCUUUUCUUAAUUUCCUGAAGAGAAUAAACAUGUGCUCUUUCCCAUA